Messenger RNA from Penicillium pulvis, 1268 nucleotides. RefSeq names its product sterol desaturase family protein. Lineage: Eukaryota; Fungi; Ascomycota; Eurotiomycetes; Eurotiales; Aspergillaceae. The transcript has 4 exons. Gene Ontology annotation, molecular function: C-4 methylsterol oxidase activity; iron ion binding. Gene Ontology annotation, biological process: ergosterol biosynthetic process. Bases 130 to 1002 code for a protein of 290 amino acids. The record is from RefSeq and is a predicted model, not a curated record.
UCAACACCUUGAUAAGAAUCACUGGUUCGCGUACUUAUUUCGCCUCCAGUGUCUACAGGUCCAAUUUCUGGGCCCUCGUUGUUUCCUCUUCCUUUGUCUUUUUUUUUUUUUUUUUUUCUGUGAACCACAAUGAAUUCCACUUUGGCACCGAUCACCUAUUGGGGUCAAUUCGAAGAGAUUGGCCAAUAUAACCCCAGUCUGAAUGUCCCGGAGCGACUCUGGGCAGCAUGGUAUGCCUGGAUGCAGAACGAUGUGCUGGCCACCGGUAUCAUGUCUUUCGUCAUGCACGAGAUGGUUUACUUCGGCCGAUCGCUGCCAUGGAUCUUCAUCGAUAGCAUGGGUCUUUUCAACCGAUACAAAAUUCAGAACAACAAGAUCCCUUCGCUGCGGGAACAAUGGGAUUGCGCCAAGUUUGUGCUCUUGAGUCACUUCACCGUCGAGUUACCUCAAAUUUGGCUUUUCCACCCCAUGGCUCAGUUCUUCGGCCUCUCUACCUCGAUUCCUUUCCCCUCCCUUUGGACCAUGGCCUACCAGAUCGCGAUUUUCUUUGUGAUGGAGGACGCUUGGCACUACUUUUCUCACCGCGCUCUCCACUGGGGCCCGCUCUACAAGGCCAUUCACAAGAUUCACCACCAGUACUCGGCUCCUUUCGGAUUGGCGGCCGAAUAUGCUUCUCCUAUUGAGGUUAUGAUUUUGGGUUUCGGAACUGUCGGUUGCCCGAUCGUCUGGUGUGCCUUCACCGGUGAUUUGCACAUUCUUACUAUGUACAUCUGGAUUGUGCUGCGCCUCUUCCAGGCCAUCGAUGCCCACUCCGGUUACGAGUUCCCCUGGAGUCUGCACCACUUCCUGCCCUUCUGGGCCGGUGCCGAUCACCACGAUUUGCACCACGAGAAGUUCAUUGGCAACUACUCGAGCAGCUUCCGCUGGUGGGACUACCUUCUCAACACUGAGUACAGCCCGGAUGCUCUGAAGAAGCGCCGGGAGGCGAAGAAAGCUCAGUGAGCAAGUGGGACCUUUGCAUUUUUGGCCUUUUGAGUUCGCUCGGUUAGAGCUAACUGGUUCUUUUCUUCCCCACCCAUUUUGCCUUACUGUGAAUCUCCUUUACGGGUGUUCACUCGGUUUUAGACAGCAUUGCUGUGACGGCUCUGUAUAGAGAUGGCUUAUCAACGUUUUAAUGUACCUUACUAAUAUUACGGUGAACUUCCAUUCAUCCAAUCAUAAAAUAUGCAUCACCAUGAAGACUGGUGUAUCAAUAAAAAUCAAAUUUC